Pipistrellus nathusii (Nathusius's pipistrelle) is the source of this 2250-nucleotide messenger RNA. The record is from the annotation of a GenBank genome assembly. NCBI's taxonomy places the organism in Eukaryota, Metazoa, Chordata, Mammalia, Chiroptera, Vespertilionidae.
AUGCCAGCUCUGCCCCUGGACCAACUGCAGAUCACCCACAAGGACCCGAAGACAGGCAAGCCGAGGACAUCGCCCGCGCUGCACCCCGGGCAGAAGGCAGAGCGGUGUUUUGUGUUAUACAAACCGCCCCCUAAAGACAACGUCCCCGCCCUGGUGGAGGAGUACCUGGAGCGCGCCGCCUUCGUAGCCAAUGACCUCGACUGGCUCCUGGCCUUGCCUCACGCUAAGUUCUGGUGCCAGGUCAUCUUCGAUGAGAGCCUGCAGAAGUGCCUGGACUCCUACCUGCACCACGUGCCCCGCAAGUUCGACGAGUGGGUGGCCCCGGCCCCCGAGGUGGCGGACGCGCAGAAGCGGCUCCAUCGCAGCGUCUUCCUCACCUUCCUCCGCAUGUCCACGCACAAGGAGUCCAAAGACCACUUCCUCUCCCCGUCUGCGUUCGGAGAGAUCCUCUACAACAACUUCCUGUUCGACAUCCCCAAGAUCCUGGACCUCUGCGUGCUCUUCGGGAAAGGCAAUGCGCCGCUGCUCAGGAAGAUGAUAGGAAACAUCUUUAACCAGCAGCCAAGCUACUACAGUGACCUGGAUGAGAGCAUGCCCACCAUCCUUCAGGUCUUCAGCAACAUCCUCCAGCACAGCGGCCUGCGAGCGGACGGGGCCAGCUCCACGCCCCAGAAGCUUGAAGAGAGGGGCCGGCCGACCCCCAGUGACAUGCCUCUCCCGGAGCUGAAGGACAUCGUCCUGUACCUGUGCGACACCUGCACCACGCUCUGGGCCUUUCUGGACAUCUUUCCGGCGGCUGGCCAGACCUUCCAGAAACACGACUUCUGCUACAGACUCGCUUCCUUUUACGAAACAGCAAUUCCUGAGCUGGAGUCUGCGAUUAAGAAGAGGCGGCUUGAAGACAGCAGGCUGCUCGGUGACCUGUGGCAGAGGCUGUCCCACUCCAGGAAGAAGCUGCUGGAGAUCUUUCACAUCCUCCUGUACCAGAUCUGCCUGCUCCCCAUCCUGGAAAGCGGCUGUGACAACAGUCAGGGCUUCAUUGAAGAGUUCCUGCAGAUCUUCAGCUCUCUGCUGCAGGAGAAGAGGUUCCUGCGGGACUACGACGCGCUAUUCCCCGUGGCCGAUGACGUCAGCCUCCUGCAGCAGGCCUCGUCCGUCCUAGACGAGACCCGGGCUGCCUACAUCCUCCAGGCGGUGGAGAGUGCGUGGGAAGGGGUGGACCGGCGGAAACCCACCGACGCUAAAGAGCCCCCAGUGACCGGGGGCCUUAAUGGCGCCGUGGCGACCGGGGAGCCGGUCGGCGGAGCGGCCUCUCGCCCAGAGACCUCGGAGGAGGAGUGCCUAGGGGCCGCCGCCGCCCUGGACCCCCCCGUGAGGGGCGUGGAGCUGGACUCGCUCAUCUCCCAAGUGAAGGACCUGCUGCCGGACCUCGGGGAGGGCUUCAUCCUGGCCUGCCUGCAGCACUACGGCUAUGACCCGGCGCAGGUGAUCAACAACAUCCUGGAGGAGCGGCUGGCCCCCGCCCUCCGCCGGCUGGACCGCGGCCUGGACAGGGAGGUGAAGCCGGACCCGACGCCUCUGCUGGCAGCUCGUCACAACGUCUUCCAGAACGACGAGUUUGACGUGUUCAGCAGGGACGCCGUGGACCUGAGCCGGGUGCACAAGGGCAGGCGGAAGGAGGAGAACGCGCGGAGCCUGCUGAACGACAAGCGGGAGGUGGCGGCGCAGCGGCAGCGCUACGAGCAGUACAGCGUGGUGGUGGAGGAGGUGCCGCUGCAGCCCGGCGAGGGCCCGGCCUACCGCGGCGACGACUACGAGGACGAGUAUGACGACACGUACGAUGGCAACCAGGUGGGCGCCAACGACGCCGACUCCGACGACGAGCUCAUCAGCCGCAGGCCCUUCACCAUCCCUCAAGUGCUAAGAACCAAAGUGCCCACCGAGGGGCAGGAGGAGGAUGACGACGAGGAGGAGGAAGCUGAGGACGAGGCCCCCAAGCCCGACCACUUUGUGCAGGACCCCGCCGUGCUCCGGGAGAAGGCAGAAGCCCGGCGCAUGGCCUUCCUCGCCAGGAGGGGGUUCCGGCCUGACAGCUCAGCAGCAGUGGCCGGCAGCCCCCGGGGCCACGGGCAGAACCGGGAGACCACGCAGGAACGCAGGAAGAAGGAAGCCAACAAGUCCACACGCGCCAAUCACAACCGGAGGACCAUGGCCGACCGCAAGAGGAACAAAGGCAUGAUUCCGACCUGA